Eruca vesicaria subsp. sativa (arugula) is the source of this 783-nucleotide messenger RNA. Lineage: Eukaryota; Viridiplantae; Streptophyta; Magnoliopsida; Brassicales; Brassicaceae. The record is from the annotation of a GenBank genome assembly.
AUGGGUGACAAAGACAGAGGGUUUCAUGGGUAUUCAUCCUCUGGAUACCCGCCGAGUCAUGGGGCUUAUCCACCUGCUGGAUACCCAUCGCAUAAAGGUUACCCUCCCCACCUGGUGCCUACCCUCCAGCUCCUGGUUAUGGAGGUUAUCAUUCUGCAUAUGGUCAUGCUGGUUACCCUCCUACUGGCUAUCCUUCGCAUCACUCGGCAUUUGAUAAAGUUGGAGAAGGUGAAGACUAAGCUUGAAUCUCAAAAUGGACGUGAGCCAACAAUAGCUGAAUGGGCUGAAGCUUUGUGGCUAAGUGGACCUGUCUUGAAAUCUGAAAUCUACCGUGGCAGAAGCAGCAGGGAGAAGCUGAUCACUGCAAACUUGCGUCUGGUAGUUCAUAUAGCUAAACAGUAUCAGAAUCGUGGACUCAACUUUCAGGACUUAUUGCAGGUUAGCUCUCAAACAAACUACCGUCCAAGCAAAGAAGAACUCGCAAGCCACGUUGGUGUCUCAACAGAGAAGCUUGAUAAACUUAUGUACAAUACAAGAACACCUCUAUCAAUGCAACAACCCAUUUGGUCUGAUCAAGACAUCACCUUUCAGGAAGUGACACCAGACAGUGGGAUUGAGACACCAGACAUGAGCGUAUGGAAGCAAAUGAUGAGGAACCAUGUAAGGAAUCUACUCAAUGUGCUGAGUCCCAAGGAGAGGAAGAUCAUCAAGCUGUGGUUUGGGAUUGAUGGUGGGAAGCAGAGAUCGUUGUUUGAGAUAGGAGAGAUUUAUGGACUGUCUUAG